Rhinocladiella mackenziei CBS 650.93 is the source of this 1314-nucleotide messenger RNA. RefSeq lists its product as uncharacterized. The coding region runs from base 1 to 1314 and encodes 437 amino acids. The record is from RefSeq and is a predicted model, not a curated record. Lineage: Eukaryota; Fungi; Ascomycota; Eurotiomycetes; Chaetothyriales; Herpotrichiellaceae. The transcript has 2 exons.
AUGAGUGCCUCAUACGGACAACCUGGAGCUUUCUCGUCCUCAAGGCCGCCGAAGCUGCGGACAGCUUGUAACAACUGCCACAGUGCCAAGGUACGUUCCGGAUCCAUGUCUGGGUCAGGUGCAACGGACAGCAACCGUGCGCCCGAUGCAUUAGAAUUGACGCUUCGUGCGAGUAUAGCAUUUCGAUGGUCGGACGAGUGCAAGGUCGUGUUGCCCAGCCAUGAGAAUCUCGAUAUCCCGACUGACAACGAGCUAGGGGUCCGUCGUAGGCAGGUUCCUGAUAGCUCUGAUGCCGAAGAGAGGCUAGUGCCCACCAGAGAAGUGUCGCCACAGGACCGUUCGUCAUCCAACAGUUCAGCCACUAGGGCUGCCACACCCCUUGAACAACCCGACAAUACUGUUAACCCCACGGCUACGGUCUACCCUUCGCCGCUGAAUACAUCCACAGAUCGGAUAGACAGUGCCAAGGUCCAGUCGCCGAGCUGCAAUUUGGCGACGUCGCUGGACAGCUUCCGUGCCAAUCAGCCGCCCAACAGUGCCGCCAAUGAAACCAUCCAGCCAACGUCUGACUAUACGCCGGAACAAUGGCUGCCGGAGUUGGCGGCCUCUCAAUCUGUGGCCUCACCUUUUGAUUUUGAUAUGGGCGUGAAUGAGCCACCUAGUCUGUCCAGUCCAUUCAAUUUUGGCUCUCUGUCCGCAGGCGGUUUGGGCUCACCAUUCGACUUCACCUUGGGCACAGAAUUUGAAAUGCAAGAGUGCGGCGCACAGCCGACAUCCGUUGGGCCCACAGCUCCAACGACGCCGACAGGGGACUCACGUUGUGACUUCUGCUGGAUGAGCAACGCGUGCGAGCUAAUGCAGCUCUGUAAAGGACAAAUACAAUCCGUUGACAAGGCUCUGGCAUGUUGUAAGGCGACAUUAAUGCAAUUACAUCAGCUUAUCGAUACAUAUACCAACGGCGCAGCUGGGCGAAAACUGUCCCUGGACAUGUUGAUCUGCUUUGGUAUUAUGCUAUUACAUCACGUGGCCGAGGUUUACGGACAGCUGGCCUCGAGCAUUCAGGCGCCGGACGCCGCUAAUCGGAUGAUUCUUCCGGUAAUGGGAUGCGGCGCACUCGAGCUCAAUGUUGCCGAUCAGCGCCAGCUGUUCUGCAUCAUCUUCCGCAAGGAAGUUGACAAUGGACUGCGUGCGGUAAAGCGGCUUUGGAAACCCCUUCAGGACAUGCGCGGUGCAAAGAGUGAUCACUCGUUGCAGGCUGGAAGCAUUCUCCUUCAAAUCGGCCGGCAAUUAAAGUCGGUCUCGAUGCGACUCUAG